CAGUGGUUCCCCGGGAAAGAAAGCUGGACUUGUCGUUCACUGUAGGAACGGAGAAAACAUAGGAAGCGCACAGGUGAAGCUCUGCGCGUUUUUUUUUUCUUUUUUCCAACUGGUGUCAUCUUCUGGAAGGAGGCUACAGGGAUAAGAAGAAACAAGACAAUGACAGAACGCGGCCGUUUCACAGCCGGUUAAUUCCACAGUGUUUGAUUUGUUUCUGGCUUCCUGGUACGUUCACUCCUCGCUCGACCCUCAAGGAACACCUGGAAUGGAAGAACUUUAUCUGCCUCGUCUGGACUGUAGUAAAAACUCCCAAGAAAGAAUGAAGUAACCGCUAUGGAGCCGGACAAUGCCCCGUACUCCAAACUGAAAACCACUGGAGUCGGGGGGAGAGUUCUGAUUCUUUGGUCUAUACUGUGUUGUACCUGCUCUCUAAGGAUAGCACAAGCACAAGAUGUGGAUGUACUGCAGCAGCUUGGGAUUUCUGGACGCAGGGCAGGCGGGUCGUCAUCUUCAGGAGCUCGAUCCUUCCCUAAUGGCAUUAUCCCCUUCAAGUCUGGAGUUAUCCUCACCCCGAGGGCACGUAUUCAGGUGCCUCUGCGCACUGUUAUUCCUGCCACCUACAGCUCCACCAAUCUGUCCCUGAUCCUCAGCCUUUCUGUUCAUCGCAUAAACAGCGCUUUUCUUUUCUCGGUUCUGUCUAAGAAAAGGAAAGUGCAGCUUGGAGUGCAGUUUGUACCGGGGAAGGUCCUGGUACACGUGGGGCAGAGGAGCUCCGUGAGUUUCAACUAUGAUGUCCAUGAUGGCCAGUGGCACAGUCUGGCCUUGGAUAUCCAGGGGCAUCAGGUGUUCUUACACACGUCUUGUGGAAAGAAAAGUGAGCAUGUGGAUUUGCAUUCUAAAAAAGAGGAGGCUCUGGAUGCAGAGGGCUCUUUCCUGCUGGGCAAAAUGAACCACCAUUCGGUGCCGUUUGAAGGUGCCAUCUGUCAGUUUGACAUUUAUCCCUCUGCUAAGGCAGCUCAUAACUAUUGUGAUUACAUUAAGAAGCAUUGCCGAGAAGCUGACACGUAUCGGCCCGUGUUUCCACCCUUGCUACCUCUAUUUUCCACAGACCCAAAUGUUACUGUCACUCAUACAACUCCACUGUCUUUGAUGGAGAUAUCCAAAAAUGCCCAGAAACCUACUUUGGUCUCAACUGAAGAAAGCUCCAGGACAACAAUUUUUGUUCCAACUGAUGGCUCACUGAUGCUGAACAAAACAUCUGUGUAUCAGACCGUUAGCCCAACAAAACCUGGUGCUUUGUCUGUUUCCCUACCGGUUCGUCCAGGGUUGGAAGUUCCAUUUAAAUUUCCGACUCAAACUGUUACUACAUCUUUUUGGGUUGGCAUGACACCACCAACCCCCAAACCAACUUCACUUGACAGUGCCAGAAAGAAUACAAAGCAAGGAGGUACUAAUUCUCAGAAAGCUUUUCUCGAAAGUAUGGAUUUACCUGCCUCCACUAGACCAUGUGAGAUGAAGCCAAACUGCCAGACCACAGCUGCUUUCAUUCAGGGGUCCUCUUCAAACGCCCCCCUUCCUCAUAAACAGCACUUGACCACAGCAGCUUCAAAGAAACCUGAGCCAAAAUUGACCAGUGUGCAGGAUAUCAAACCCACCUCACUUAUUCCAGUCACUCCAGCUGCAACAGAUGGCUUCCAAACAUUUGACCUAGAACCGACCCAGUUCUCACUGCUGGCUGGACCACCUGGACUAAAGGGAGAACCAGGACCGCCGGGCCUUCCAGGACUUCCAGGGUUGCCAGGAAAGCCAGGGAAAAGGGGCCCAAGGGGUCUUCCUGGCCCACACGGAAACCCCGGGCGCCCUGGACCUCCUGGAGUGAAGGGACAAAAAGGAGAUUAUGGACUGUCCCCUGGUCAAGCCCCAAAAGGACAAAAGGGAGAGUCUGGUAUCAUGGGUCCCCCAGGCUUGCCAGGCCAAAAUGGACGAAAGGGACAAAAAGGACAUCCUGGUCCUUCUGGUCUCCCAGGUGAACCUGGUAAACGGGGAGAUGAUGGAAGCCCUGGGGCCAAAGGCUAUCCUGGCAGGCAGGGUUUACCUGGGCCGGUAGGAAAAAUGGGGCCAAAAGGAGUCCGGGGUCACAUUGGCCUCCCUGGGCUCUUUGGCUUUCCUGGUCCUGAUGGUGAGAGAGGAAUUCCUGGCGUUCAUGGGAAGAAGGGCAAGAUGGGUAGGCCGGGGUUUCCUGGUGACUUUGGAGAGAGGGGACCUCCUGGCCUUGAUGGGAACCCUGGUGAACUGGGAGCUCCUGGCCCGUGUGGAGUCCCUGGUCUUAUUGGAGAUAUUGGCCCUGUUGGCAUGGUUGGCUUACCAGGACCACCGGGACUCAAGGGAGUACCUGGAAACCCAGGGGAGCCAGGACUGAAAGGUGAUAAGGGGGAAGUUGGCUUACUGGGAGAGCCAGGGGAUGGUGGAUUUCAAGGGGACAAGGGUGUCCGUGGCUCACCUGGGUUGCCAGGUCCUCGUGGAAAACCUGGACCACAGGGCAAACCUGGUGAAAAGGGCCCUAAUGGUGUACCGGGCCCUCCUGGCCCAGAGGGCUUUCCAGGUGACAUUGGCCCACCGGGAAAAAAUGGCCCUGAGGGACCAAAGGGAAAGCAAGGGACAAGAGGGUUGCCAGGUCCAAGAGGGACACCUGGACUUCAGGGUGAUGACGGACCAGUCGGGUCAGCUGGACCUGCUGGACUCGAGGGCAGGCCUGGGAGGCAGGGAUUCCCUGGACCGACAGGCCCAGAUGGACUCAAGGGCGAGACUGGGAUAACUGGCGAGGUUGGAAAGCUUGGCGAGAGGGGACUGCCCGGUUUUUUUGGGCCUGUCGGAGAGAUGGGCAUCGCUGGAGAAAAGGGGGAUCGAGGGAAAACAGGCGCCCCCGGGCCGCCAGGUGAAUCGGGGCCGAUGGGUCACACUGGACUACCUGGAGAGAUGGGGGCACCUGGACCACAAGGGAGCCCAGGGCCACCUGGUCCAUGGGGAUCCACUGGCAUCAGAGGGCCCAAAGGCAGGAUGGGUCCAAGGGGUCCUGAUGGCCCAAUGGGGGACAAAGGGUCCACUGGAGUAAAGGGCCCUGAUGGUCCACCAGGAAGACCAGGCUUCCCUGGGGAGAUGGGAAAGCUCGGCGAGCCAGGUGAAGCUGGGCCUAAGGGAUUUCCAGGUGUUCAAGGACCCUCAGGAGCUCCUGGAGCCAAAGGAAUUGCAGGAGAGCCAGGACCAGCAGGGCCACCAGGAACGAUUGGGCCACUGGGGGAGAUGGGGCUGUGGGGUCUGCCUGGCAAGGCUGGAGAGAGAGGACUGCCUGGUGAAAAUGGAGAGAAGGGUGCCAUUGGUCUACCUGGCAAUGUCGGGGAGCAGGGUUUGAUUGGCCAGAGAGGUGAGCCAGGCAUCGAUGGGGAGGCUGGAACAAGUGGCCCUGAUGGAGCCAAGGGUGAAAAGGGGGACCCUGGUCCAGAGGGAGCUAGAGGAGACAGAGGUGAAAUUGGUCUGAAAGGAAAGGAAGGAUCCCCUGGGCCUCCUGGACUGGUGGGUGUAAGGGGUCAGGAGGGUAAACCUGGCAAAAUUGGUGAAAGAGGAAAACCAGGAGAAAAGGGAAGCAAGGGUCAGCAAGGUCACCUGGGUGAGACUGGGCCUAUUGGGGAGCAGGGAGCGAUGGGGUUUGUUGGACAGAAGGGAGCAAGAGGAACCAUUGGGCCAGUGGGUGCUCCAGGGAGAAUGGGCCAACAAGGAGAGCCAGGUGUAUCAGGUUAUGAGGGUCAUAUGGGACCACAGGGCCCCCGGGGACCUCCUGGGCCAAGAGGUGAAAAGGGUGAACAGGGAGACGACAGUAAGGCAGAAGGUCCUACAGGUCCCCAAGGUGACAGAGGUCCUCCUGGAGAUCGAGGAGAGAGAGGAGAGCCAGGUGACCCCGGACAAAUUGGUCAGAUAGGUGUUGAUGGAAAGAGAGGUGAAGCCGGUGCCACGGGUCUUCCUGGACAUCCUGGGCCAAAGGGACAACCAGGGCUGAAAGGAUCCAAAGGUGAUCAAGGUCAGAAAGGAAAAUCAGGGGCAAGAGGCAAAUCUGGGACCAAAGGACCACCAGGUCCACAGGGUCCUCCUGGCCCAUGGGGAGUUGUGGGCAGGGAAGGACUUGAGGGCCCUCCUGGCAUGGAUGGACUGCCUGGUAAAGAUGGAACCAAAGGAGUCAAGGGUGAGCAAGGAGAAGAUGGAGAAGUGGGCUUACCAGGCAAACCUGGGUACCUGGGUAGAACUGGUGUGACAGGACUUCCUGGACAUCAAGGCUCCUUUGGACCAAAGGGUGAGAGAGGUCUUCCGGGCCAAACUGGUGCAUCAGGAAAAAGAGGCUCUGUUGGUGUGAUGGGACUCCUAGGAAAACAAGGAGAUCUGGGUCCUAAAGGGCAGCCAGGGGAUACUGGUGAACAAGGAUUUCCAGGGGUGUUGGGUCUGUUUGGACCAAAGGGAUCCCCAGGAGACAUUGGCCCAGCAGGGAUACAGGGACCAAAAGGACCACGCGGCAUGAUGGGUAUGGAGGGAGCUGUUGGCCCCUUUGGCAUCAUUGGCCCCAGCGGUCAUCCUGGACCCCAGGGUGACAAAGGAAGUCAGGGGGAGACGGGGUUGCAGGGACCAAGGGGUUCUCCUGGCCGCCAUGGACCACCUGGACCACCAGGUCUUCCGACUUCUGCCCUCUCACUUACAAAUGAGGCUCUUGAUGCCGCCUUUCAAGUCAUCAUCGACUCCCGUGCUGGACUGAGGCCAGAGAGCAUGGACCAGCCCAUUUUAGACCAGGGCACAGAGAUCUUAAAGACCUUACAGCAUCUCAGCACUCUGAUCCAGAGUCUGAAGAACCCGCUGGGAACUCAUCACAACCCUGCACGAAUCUGCCGAGACCUCUACAACUGUGAACAGAAGAUGCUUGAUGGCACUUACUGGAUCGACCCAAACCUUGGCUGUGCUGCUGACACUAUCGAGGUGAUGUGCAACUUCACAGCUGGAGGACAGACUUGCCUGAAACCCAUCACAGUAUCCAAGUUGGAGGUAGGUGUGGGUCGUAUCCAGAUGAAUUUCAUCCACCUUUUGAGCACUGAGGCGGUCCAGCACAUCACCAUUCACUGCCUCAACACACCUGUGUGGGCAGCAGGACCCUCCAUGCAACCUUCAUCCAGGGCUGUGAGCUUCAAGGCCUGGACAGGGGAGAAGAUUCAGGCAGGCGACCUCCUGGAGCCGCUCAUACCCAGGGACGACUGCUGGAUCAAAGAUGGCCGCUGGCAUCAGACCCACUUCAUAUUCCAGACCCAAGACCCAAACUUACUCCCCAUAGUGGAUAUCUACAACCUACCGACCCCAGAACCUGGCGCACGCUACCACCUUGAUGUUGGACCCGUGUGCUUCUUAUAGGGCCUUGUGGAGGGGCUGAGAAACGCCUCAAAGGAGUGACUGCAUGGAGGUGAUUGGGGACAGGGUAGAACAACAGACCCCUUUACACACACACCUCUUCACCCUCCAUUUUUCUCCAAAAUAUGCUUGGACUGCAGAAAGGAGGGGGCGCCAGAAGAGAAAGCCCGUUGAAAAUGCAGAGAUAUGACUUAUAGCACUACUCAGCCUAUGGAAAACAAUAAUAAGCUUCUUUUUCAGAGACUUGUGUGUAUGGCACAAGACCGGAAGGCCCCCUUGGCUCAUUCUGUCAUCUCUCGGACCAUGUUGUAUAUUUUCUUUACGGUUUGGUAACUGAUAUUUGCAAAAACCUGAAACGUUCUUCAAAAAGACCUGUACAGACUUAAAUCUUAAUUUCUAUUUUAAAAUUUAAGCAUUAUUUAUACAUGUAUAUGUACUGUGUGUGUGUGUGUGUGUGUGUAUAUAUAUAUAUAUAUAUAAAUAUAUAUAUAAAGUGCAAUAGUUAUUGCUCCGCAGCCUUGAGGCAAAAUCAUAUCACUCAUUCAGGUAUACGGUGUGCCUCAGACACACAGACGUACUGUCUCCAGGUAGGUCUUUUUGAGCCUCCAAUAACUGUCGAGUGCUGAGACCCUGCUUUUAUACAGAUGUCUUCACGCAAACCAACUGCUGUGCCGUGCUUUCCAUGUUAGAAUGGAUCAGCGCUUUCCACAGUGUGAACCAAGAAAAAUGUGUCAAAAUGCUACCUCGUACCACACCUCUCAUCUCACAGCAACCGAGACAUUACCCGAUAUAAUCUGAGAUGACACAGAGGUGUCACUUGGUGCUGCAACAGUUGACAUGCCUACGAUAAACUCUUGUCAGCUCUCAGCUAAGCAAUGUCUUUGUGAAAAAAAGGGAGGACUGUAAAAUAGACACACAGGCCAAAUUCAUUAAAUUAUAUUUUUAAGGUAGUAUUUUAACAUUUUCUCUCUUUGUACUAUCUGACACUGAGUCUGACACUACAAGUAAGCUUGUUUUCAUUGUUCUCUAAAUGUAAAUGUCUAUAGUCAUACAACCUUUAUUAUCUACAGUGGGUUCUAUUUAAAUUUUAUUUAAAUCCUGUUAAGCUUCCCAGGUCACAACCAGACAAUAACAUCAUGCUUAAUCACAUCUUUUGUCAUUUGGAGCUUUAAGGUUACUACAGUCUGUAUGUGUUUGUCUAACUGAUCUGUUCAACUGCAUUUAAGGACAUUACCAUUUUUAUUUUUAUUUUUUUUACUGUUAAUUCAUUUGUCACUCAAAGGUGCAGCGAUAAUGGUUGGUCUUGCCAAUCUAUAAACUCAGAGGAUUUAUUAUAAUACACAUCACUACAUCACACAUGGUACAUGAGAUAGUGUUUGGUCUGUACAGAUGUUUUGUGCUGCGUGAAUGUCUAAAACGUCUAAUGACUCAACAGGUAUUUCAAUAAAUGUCUGAAAGUUUGUUGAUAAA
Messenger RNA from Scatophagus argus, 6906 nucleotides. It is a transcript of the gene col27a1b, whose product is annotated as collagen, type XXVII, alpha 1b. The transcript is spliced from 61 exons. NCBI's taxonomy places the organism in Eukaryota, Metazoa, Chordata, Actinopteri, Scatophagidae. Gene Ontology annotation, molecular function: extracellular matrix structural constituent. Bases 334 to 5439 code for a protein of 1701 amino acids. The record is from RefSeq and is a predicted model, not a curated record.